AUGUGCUUUUCUGGAAAGAACAUGGAUGCGUUUCCUUUCGUUGAGAUAGACAUCGUAUGCCAUUUUGUAUACUUAUGAGUUGUGAUUUGGCUUAAUCCUUAAUGAGAGAGAGAGAGAGAGGGCUAACUGAUUGACACACCCGUUGCGUUUCUGACGAAUUUUGCAACUCACUUUCCCCUUUGCGCGUUCGUCACACUCCAAUCUUUGCCGACUCCCCGCCCGGCGAUUUUGGAUCAAUCAGCGAACGGUGGUACGCUGGUGCCGCUCGGCCAUUCACUGCCGGAGCAAAAGCAGCGGCCUUUACCCGCACGGGUUCUUUGUCUCUUUGCUGGAUUCGUACCGGGGCGAGCGAGAUGAUGCAGCAGCAGCAGCAAGGAUUUGAUACGCACAGAAUACACCAGGAAGUGAAAUCGCGGUGGUUAAAGCCUAAAGAGGUUCUGCAGAUAUUGCAGAAUCACGACCGGUUCAUAAUCACAAAUAAGACUCCUCAUAAGCCACCGAGUGGUGCUUGGUUUCUUUUCAACCGUAGAGUUCUUCGGUACUUCAGAAAUGAUGGAUAUGAAUGGCGAAAAAAGAAGAACGGGAAGACCAUUGCUGAAGCCCAUGAGCGCCUUAAGGUUGAUAAUGUGGAGGCAUUGAAUUGCUACUAUGCACAUGCAGACAAAAAUUCUACAGUUCAGAGGCGCAUAUAUUGGAUGCUUGAUCCGGCUUAUGAUCACAUCGUUUUUGUCCACUAUAGAGAUGUUCAAGAGGGCAGCAUUUCAGUAUCAGCACUGAACAAUUCAUCAACAUCCAAUCAGAAUGGUAGCGCAAGCAGAGGUGAAGCUCAAAGUUCACCUGGGUUGACUAGUGAGAUAUUUGCCCCAUGUCUUAAUUCAUGCAGUCCAGGAUCUGCUGAAGAAGUUAGUUCCCAGAUUGUGGCCAUCAAUAAUGAAACAAAUAAUGGAAGUCAACCUGAUUGGGUUCAAAAUUGUAAUCAAGCAGCACUGCGAAAGCUUAAAAUUCAGUUGAGUCUGGAAGAUAAGGAAGACCAUGAUGUCGAUGCCGAAGAUAUUCCAUCAAAUAGUGAAUCUAUCACUGUCGUUGGGGUUCAGAAUGAAGAACCAGGCACAUGUAGAAAUCUUGUAGAUAUUUUUAAUGAACUGGAGUUUAAUGAAGACAAUCGUCCUAAAGAAACAGGACUUCCUUUUUCCAGCACUAUUGAUGUGCUGAAAAAUUCAGAAUCUUGGUUGGAGGAGGAUCAGCUUGAAGCAAUUCUGCAGUCGGCUUCUAUGACAAUGGGUGAAAACCAAUGGUUCAAUAUUCGUGAGAUUUCUCCAGAAUGGUCAUAUUGUUCCGAAAGUACAAAGGUUAUCAUUGCAGGAGACUUCCUUUGCGAUCCCUCUCACGGUUCAUGGGCAAUACAAUUUGGUGAUGCUAAGGUGCCUGUGGAAAUUGUUCAGCAAGGUGUCAUUCGUUGCCAUACUCCAUGCCUUGAAGCUGGAAAAGUGACAAUGUACUUGAUUGAUGGAAAUGAAAAGGCCUGCAGUGAAGCACGAGAAUUUGAAUUCCAUAAUAAGCCGACCAAAAGCAUGGUUUGUGAGAACAGGAAACUCUGCAGUGAAGCAGAGGCCUUUGAAUUCCAUCAAAGGCCUACUGAAAGCAAUAACGAGCGAUUGUUGCUUUUCAACUAUGUUCAGUUGCUUUUUGACGGUCAUGUUUCUGAGCAAUUUCUAAAGUUUGGUUUGCCACUCCCAAAUGUUGAAUGCAGACUCCAAGUUAGCCCCUCUGAAAUUAUGAAGGGAACAACUGAGCAGCUGAACCAUGACACCACAGUAAAUUGCAUCAUGGAAGUACUGCUUAACAACAAGCUUGAAGAGUGGCUGUCAUCCAAAUAUGAACGAAACAGUGAAGGGAAUCAUUUUCUGCCUCGGCAGUACCAUGGUAUUAUACAUACAAUUGCUGCCUUGGGCUACAAUUGGGCUUUGAAACUUCUGCUUAAUUCUGGUGUACUUGUAAACUACCGUGAUGCAAAUGGAUGGACCGCCUUGCAUUGGGCUGCACGAUUUGGCAGGGAAGAGACAGUGGUGCUCCUUCUUGCUGCAGGUGCCUCAGCUGGUGCACUUUCAGACCCGACAGCAGAAGAUCCUGCUGCCAAAACACCUUCUUCAGUUGCUUUUGCACAUGGUUUCAAGGGCCUUUCUGCAUUUCUUUCAGAAGCAGAACUAACAACUCAUCUUCAUUCUCUUGAAUCAAAAGAAAAUGGGGCUUCUGGAGGUGGAAUAUCAAGAGUUGUGGAUAGAUUAUCAGACACAUUUGACCAUGUACAAGGUGGUAGUGAUAAUCAGCUUGCGCUUAAGGAUUCCUUGGGAGCUGUCCGUAAUGCUGUUCAAGCUGCUGGGCGCAUACAAACUGCCUUCCGUAUGUUCUCCUUCAGGAAGAAGCAACAAGCAGCUCAUCAGAACAGAGAUAGCCACAUUUUAUCCAUUCGUAAGGUGGGCGCUGCUUCCCGCGGUAUGCUCGAAAAAGCUGCAUUAUCUAUCCAGAAGAACUUCAGGUGCUGGAAGAAGCGCAAAGAAUUUCUGAAAAUACGUAAAAAUGUCAUCAAGAUACAGGCACGAGUCAGAGCUCAUCAACAACAUAAUAAGUACAAGGAUUUUCUUCGAAGUGUUGGCAUCCUUGAGAAGGUAAUGCUUAGAUGGUACCGAAAGGGUGUUGGUUUACGGGGGUUCCAUUCUGAGGCAAUGCCAAUUGAUGAAGAGGAGGAAGUUGACAUAGUCAACGUUUUCCGGAAACAAAGAGUGGAAACAGCUAUCAGUGAAGCUGUUUCGAGGGUAUCGUCUAUCAUCGACAGUCCUGUCGCGAAACAGCAAUACCGAAGGAUGCUCGAAAUGUACCAACAAAAAAAGGAUGACAAUGAAAAGUAGAAAGUUUAUUCAGAAGCUCACGUUUAUGGCAGUGUCAGUCAUCACAUGUGUUAGCCACAAUGACAAAAGCAAAGCACUAGCUGGACACUAUUGCCAUGUCCGUCCUUGUUAAAUGAUCUGACGAGCAGUUGGCCUUAUGCAGAACAGUAAAUCCGUGGCGAUUCACUGUGCAGCGGAUCCUGUAAAACCAGAGAAAUUUAUCGAUGAUCCAGUACCAUCACUGGUUCUUGCUCUUGCUGAAAAUGUGUAUUUUUUUAAAAAAAAGAACUUUUUGUACAUAGAUACAUCAUGUGCAAAGCUGACUCUAGGCUAAUGCUAGUAUUCAGAAAGGUGUACUCUCUUAGCAUUUGUUACCGGCGCGUGUUAUGUAUGGUAAUAAAUGUUUGGUGAAUCUUUAAAGUGAAGCUUAUUACCAAUAGAAAGUACCUUAUCUUUUGCACAUGGAAGUAUAAACUCCUUUAAUGUUUGAUUCAGUAUGCAAAUCA
Messenger RNA from Oryza brachyantha (malo sina), 3391 nucleotides. Its product is annotated as calmodulin-binding transcription activator 4-like. The coding region runs from base 354 to 2906 and encodes 850 amino acids. Gene Ontology annotation, molecular function: transcription coregulator activity; double-stranded DNA binding; protein binding. Gene Ontology annotation, cellular component: nucleus. NCBI's taxonomy places the organism in Eukaryota, Viridiplantae, Streptophyta, Magnoliopsida, Poales, Poaceae. The record is from RefSeq and is a predicted model, not a curated record. The transcript is spliced from 11 exons. Gene Ontology annotation, biological process: regulation of transcription by RNA polymerase II.